AUGCCUUCAGGAGGAGAAUCGUCAUCCAGUGCUGCUGAGACUAAACCCUCAGAGACCACAGCCACCAACUGGUGGGAAGCGUUGAGCAUCGAGAACCCUGACGAGAAUGACACCGAACUCAGCAAAACCGAGAUAAAGAAGGCUCGUAAACAAAUGCACAGCCUUCUCAUCUCUGCUGUAUGCGAAGAAAUACAACCAACAGUCGUCUCCGCCGAAAAUGCAUUCCACGCAUGGAAGGCGCUCAAAGACCUCUACGAUCGUGUCUCACCCAACACCACGAUCACCCUCCUCAGCCGCGUCCUACACACGAAGAUGCAAGAAGGCGGAUCACUGACCGAGCAUCUCGCAACCUUCGAUGCGAACUGGAAUACUCUCAAGUCCAGAUGCCAAAGCGCAGACCACAAACUCGCUGAGGCUCUCCUACCCCUCACCAAAUCCAACGAAGCCAUGGCGGCAUUCCUCCUAAGCUCGCUACCCAAAUUGAUGAGCAACGUUGUCGACAACAUCCAGACCAAACAGGAUGUUACCUACGAAGACGUACGCCAACGACUACAGAACCUGGAUGAAGUAGCCCCUCAAACAGGAAACAAAGUACUCCAUACCAGGAGUACCACAAGCGACAAGGAAUGCACCUGGUGCAAGAAAAGGGGACAGCCUUACAAAGGCCACGAGUACACAGAGUGCAGAAAGCUCAAAGAACAGAACAAGAACAGGAAGGGAAGGAGAAAGGACAACUCGGCAUCGGUUGUAGUAAAUGACUCUACAACCACUAUCUGUAUAGUACGCCACGACAUCUCCCAACCCCUUACUUGGAUCCUUGAUUCUGGAGCGACCUCUCACGUCACACCCUUCCAAUACCAACUCAUCAACAUCCGACCUCACACCGGCAAUGUCCGAACAGCUGAUGGAACUAACCACGCUGUCACCGGAAUGGGAAGCGCUAGUUUCAGCUGCCACCUUCCCGAUGGAAGUAGAUCUUCCAUUCUCCUCACCGAUGUGCUGUUGGUCCCAACCUUGGGAAAUGUGGGAUUGGUCUCCGAAACUGUGCUCGACAAAAAGGGAUUUAGAACGGAGUCAGGAGGAGGAAGCAAGUUGGUUACAAAAGAAAAGAAAGGAAUAAUUUGGGGAAAAUUGGAAAAGGGACUUUGGAAUGUACAAGUAGUUAGCAAUACAGUUCGUUUGACCACUUACGAUGAAUGGCAUCAAGCGUUAGGCCACCCUGCGACACUAGAAAACUUGUAUCACGACAUUCACAGGCUGCCUCCCAAACCAGAAAGUUUCCACUGCAGUCAAUGUGCACUAUCAAAGAGCGUACAUAAGAAACCUGCACCAAUCAGUACUAGAUCCAAACGACCAUUCGAACUAAUCCACUCAGAUCUAUCUGGAAAGUUCAGUAUACAGUCACAAGAGAAAGCUCAGUACUAUAUGUCCUUCAUCGAUGAUUACACCCGCUUCGCAUGGAUAUACCUCCUGAAACAGAAAGAAGACGCAAAGAAUGCCAUCAAGGACUACGUUACAAGGAUCGAGAAACAGUAUAGCACAACAAUACUGAGAUUCAGAACGGAUGGUGGCGGUGAAUACAUCAACAAGGACACAACGAACUACUUCCAUACACAAGGAAUAGUUCAUCAACAGACUCCACCAUACACUCCUGAAUCUAAUGGAGUUGCAGAACGAUUCAACAGGACGGUAACCACAAUGGUCAGGUGCAUGAUCAUGGACCAUCCUAAGUCGUUAUGGGGAGAAGCAUAUGCAACAGCUGUCUACCUCAAAAACAGGCUACCACACAGUACGCUUAAGGGAAAGACCCCCUUUGAAGCCCUGAAAGGAACCAAGCCAAGUAUACAACACCUUCAACCAUUCGGUAAAAAAUGCUAUGUCCACAUCCCAGAAAACUCUAGGCCAGCAGGAAGCAAACUAGCACCCCGAGCGUAUGAAGGAAUUAUAGUUGGAUACUCAGACAGUAGUAAAAUAUACCGUAUCUGGAUAGGAACACAACAUAGGGUAAUUGAAAGUCGGGACGUCACAUUCCCCCCUCCUGAAUCAGGGGAAGUCUCAGUGGAACUCGACUUCAUCCCCAGCCUGAAACCAGACAUGGCAAAUGCACCAUCAGACGACGGAUACGAGUCAGAAGACAGGUCUAACCCAGAACCCGAGUCAAAUGUAAUCGAAGAGAACCGUACAGAAAUGCCAGGAUUGUUCCCGGAAUCACCGGAACAGGUUAGAAAACCACCACCGGCUACACCACACAAGGGAAAAGAACCUGCCAUACCUAUGGGACAACCGCGAGAUCCAAGAGAUAACUGGGAGACAAUUCCAGCACCAGUCAUACCAUUCAAAGGCUUCAAAGGAAAACCACUUGCGUCAACAACACCCAAAGGUACACCACCACAACCUCCAAAACGAUCAGAUCCACCACCAGCUCCAAGACGAUCGAAUCGCGUCCGUACGAAAAUGGAUUAUGAACUUGAUAAGGAAAUAAGAAGGAAGGAAUACAACAACAAGGUAAUACAACUACAGGAACAACAAAAAGGGUACAUUGAAUCAGUUAGAGAGGACGGUCCAAUGGAUAAAGGUGAAUGUCAAGCAAUGAUUGAAGAAUUCAAAGCCGACAUCAUAAAUGCCAGAAAGGAUCUGGACCUAGAAUACCAAGAUGUAUCCAAUGAACCUGCGAUCUACCGUGUACACCUUGCGAUACAGACUGAAAAAGACGCCCUUGACAAAGCCCAAACCUGGGACAUUGUCAACCGACCAACUAACCGAGCAGUAAUCAAAGGGAAGUGGGUAUUCAAAGUGAAACACAACGCGGACGGAACAAUCGAGCGGUACAAAGCAAGGUACGUUGCCAAAGGCUUCACCCAAGUACAGUACCAAGACUACGAUGAGACCUUCGCCCCCGUUGCACGAUACGAUUCCCUACGACUCCUACUGGCACUAGCUGCACACAACGGUUGGAUACCACAACAAAUGGACGUCAAGUCAGCCUUCCUGUAUGGUGUACUCAAGGAGGAAAUCUACAUGGAACUGCCUGAAGGCUACAGGCAGGACAACAAGGUUUGUAAACUUCGAAAAUGCAUAUACGGACUAAAGCAAUCACCCCGUGAAUGGUAUGCUUGCCUAGCAGACUCCCUUCAACGGAAAGGAUUCGUCCCAGCCAAAUUCGACCCAUGCGUCUUCAUACAUAAGAACCACCAUCUAUACAUAUCGGUGUAUGUAGACGAUAUCAUGAUAUUCGGACCCGACUCCCCAUUCAGAAAAGAAAUCAGACAACUACUCAAGGCAGAUUUCGAAUGUACGGAUCUCGGUAACUCGAAGUUCAUACUGGGAAUAGAAAUAACGGUAACAAACAACGGUAUCACGCUAUCACAACGCGCAUACAUCAACAAGAUCCUGGAUAAAUUUGGAAUGAGUAACUGCAAACCAGUUGGCACACUACUCGAACCGAACCUCAACCUUCACAAAGGCGAACCGGAAGACCAAAUCGAGAAACCAACUGAGUACCAAUCCAUAAUAGGAUCACUGAUGUACGCGAGUAUAGCUACCAGACCUGAUAUCACCCAUGCCGUUACCGCUCUCUCCCAAUACUCCUCAUGUCCAACCGAGGACCACCUACGAGCAGCCAAGCGAACUCUCCGAUACCUCAACGGAACCAAAGACUGGAACCUGUUCUACCCGAAGGGGAAUACUAGAACACUCGACGGAUUCUCAGACAGUUCCUACGCUUCAGACCUAGAUGACAGAAAAUCGUUCUCAGGAUACGUGUUCAGACUAGGGAAGUCAGCUAUUAGCUGGAGAAGCCGGAAGCAGAAAUCAGUCGCAGUCUCAACAACAGAAGCCGAAUACAUGGCCCUGUCCCUCGCAGCUCGACAACUGGUAUGGAUUCGUAAUGCCUUGCACGAACUCCAACUACAAUACCGGUACUUCAUACACGCCGACAACACAGGUUCUAUUGAACUCUGUCGGAACCCACGCAUCCACGACCGGUCCAAGCACAUCGACGUUCACUAUCACUACACACGUGAACAACUCGAAGCCGGAAUCUUCGAAAUCCUCUACGUCCCUACCGAAGACAAUGUCGCGGACAUAAUAACCAAAGGACUACCAAAACCAGCUCACCAAAAAUUGUCAGAAUUGAUACGAUGUGGCAAGUGA
This is a messenger RNA of Morchella sextelata, 4152 nucleotides long. RefSeq lists its product as uncharacterized. The record is from RefSeq and is a predicted model, not a curated record. The coding region runs from base 1 to 4152 and encodes 1383 amino acids. Gene Ontology annotation, molecular function: nucleic acid binding. The transcript has 3 exons. NCBI's taxonomy places the organism in Eukaryota, Fungi, Ascomycota, Pezizomycetes, Pezizales, Morchellaceae. Gene Ontology annotation, biological process: DNA integration.